Messenger RNA from Mucor velutinosus, 375 nucleotides. RefSeq lists its product as uncharacterized. Bases 1 to 375 code for a protein of 124 amino acids. The record is from RefSeq and is a predicted model, not a curated record. Lineage: Eukaryota; Fungi; Mucoromycota; Mucoromycetes; Mucorales; Mucoraceae. The transcript has 2 exons.
AUGUCGUAUCCUCCAUCACCUAGAGGCAAAGCGCCUCCUGCACCCCCCAUGAGACAAAACACAGAGAGAAGAGCCAUGCCAGCACCACCUCCACCUGUAAACAACCAUGUGAGACAAAAUCACCUUCAAGAAAAUAACAAUAUGCAAUCCCCAUUGAAUCGUUUAUCAACUAUUCCUGUUCAAUCUGCUUAUCAUAGCGUAGACAUUAGUAUUCCAGAACCACCACAGACUGAAGCUGGUAAAUGGACAUUUCACUCUCAAAAGGAGUUUCCACCACCACCACCCUUUGAGAAAAAGUUGAAAAGAUAUCCCACUGGCGCAGAAACUGGUUGCUCUAUUCCUAUCGAUCUCUCUCAUCUCCAAGUGUAUCAAUAA